AUGGUGUUUGUUUUAUUUAGAACUUCUAAGGACUCCCAUGUAGAUGGUUCUGAGGAUGUAGAGGAUGCAGCUUGUGGUUUUUUGGCAGCCACGAUUCAGAGCGUGGAGGAGAAGAUGGAGGCAGAGACCCAUGAGAGUGUUGUGGAUGAUGUUCCUAAUGUGGAAGACUGUACAGGUUCAGCUGUUUUGGACGCUCAGAUUCGAGUUCUCAAAGCAAAACUUCGAAUUAUGCAAGAAGAACUGGACCAGCUGUCAUGUGAAUACUAUAAGAGGGAUGACGAGAACACAAAGCUCAAUGCAAAAAUUAAGGAGCUGGAGGAGGAUCGAGCCAAACUGCAGAAGACCAUCAGCAUCCAGCAAACCCAGAUGGACAAGCACAAAGCUUUAGCCGAGGAAUCGGCCAAAAAAUGUGACAGUCUUCAGCAGCAAGUGGCGGCUUUACAUAAAGAGAUUGAAAACCUGAACAGAUCCCAGAAACAAGCAGCAGCUGUCCACAGCACCGUGGAGAUUCGCUUGAACAGAGCUCUGGAGGAGGUGGAGAGGUUGAAGACACAACUUAACAAGAAGGAACAGAUGAAUAAAGACAAGAUAAGCGAGGAGCAUCAGAGUAAGGAAAACAUACUAGCUGAAAACAGAAUGCUUAAGAAGCAGAAAGCUGAACUCAUUGUGGGCUUCAAGAAACAACUCAAGCUGAUCGACAUCCUCAAAAGACAAAAGAUGCACUUUGAAGCUGCCAAGUUGCUGUCUUUCACCGAAGAAGAGUUCAUGAAAGCUCUGGACUGGGGGAAGUCAUGA
This is a messenger RNA of Menidia menidia (Atlantic silverside), 795 nucleotides long. NCBI's taxonomy places the organism in Eukaryota, Metazoa, Chordata, Actinopteri, Atheriniformes, Atherinopsidae. The record is from the annotation of a GenBank genome assembly.